Messenger RNA from Nicotiana attenuata, 3023 nucleotides. RefSeq names its product phosphatidylinositol 4-phosphate 5-kinase 9-like. Gene Ontology annotation, molecular function: 1-phosphatidylinositol-4-phosphate 5-kinase activity; ATP binding. The transcript is spliced from 9 exons. Gene Ontology annotation, biological process: phosphatidylinositol metabolic process. The record is from RefSeq and is a predicted model, not a curated record. Lineage: Eukaryota; Viridiplantae; Streptophyta; Magnoliopsida; Solanales; Solanaceae. The coding region runs from base 324 to 2789 and encodes 821 amino acids.
AUGAUUAUUGAUGAUGAUUAUGUUUGAAUAUAAUCUUAUUUUCUUUGGAAAACAAAUAUUUGGAUAGUAUAAUGUACAUUGUUGUGUUGUAUUUUUGCGUCUGAGAGUUGAAGUUUUGCUUGUUUCUUUUGGAUAUGGUGUGGAAGGCUCGAAGGCAAUAAAUUGAAAUAUUUGCAGAGAAAUCUCUGUGAAGUUUCGCUUUCUAGUGUCAAAGCGGGGGAAAUUCAUCAAAUCAUUUUACACUCGGGGUGUGUGCUUUAGCUAGCGAGAUAAUCUUGGCCUUAACUCAUCCAAUAUAAAACUGAAACUUCCCGGGAUUUUGCAUGUCUGGUCUUGUGGCCAUCGUUGAUAAUAUUGGAAAAACAUUUUCUUUGUCAGAUAGGACAAAGUCUCUGGACGCCCUGUUAAUUAAUGACAAUAACCGCUCUAGCAAAUGGACAAAUGGUGAUGUCUGUCAUACUUCUGAAAGCACCAGCUUUAGAGUUAGGGAUAUCUUCUUACCAAAUGGGGAAUCAUAUUCUGGAUCGCUACUUGGAAACAUACCUGAGGGUUCAGGAAAGUAUAUCUGGUCAGAUGGUUGUCGGUAUGAGGGUGAGUGGAGACAUGGGAUGAGGCAUGGACACGGGAAACUAGAAUGGCCUACUUCUGCUGUCUAUGAUGGUCAAUUUUCAGGUGGUUAUAUGCAUGGUGAGGGGACGUAUAUUGCACCUGAUAAAGUGACAUAUAGGGGACGCUGGCGGUUGAACCUCAAACAUGGUUUAGGGUAUCAAGUGUAUCCCAACGGAGAUAUUUUUGAAGGGUCCUGGAUCCAAGGAACCCCUGAAGGACCUGGUAAGUAUACAUGGGCGAAUGGGAAUGUCUACUCGGGCAAUAUGAAGGGAGGGAACUUUUCUGGAAAAGGAACUCUCACUUGGAUGAGUGGAGAUUCAUAUGAAGGAAGCUGGUUAAAUGGUACAAUGCAUGGUGUUGGUGCAUAUACAUGGAGUGAUGGUAGCUGUUAUAUUGGAACAUGGACACAUGGAAUAAAAGAUGGAAAAGGAACAUUUUAUCCUAGUGGUAGCAGACUUACAGCUGGUCAGGAAUUGUACCUCAAUGCUUUGAGAAAACGAGGAUUACUUCCAGAUUUGAGAAAACAACUGCGAGUCUCACAUAUCUCUCACGCCUCUUCAGUAGAUAUGGGAAAUGUCAAAGUAAGUGGAAGCCAUUCAUACGAUAGGCUCUCGAAGGGGAACAUAUUAAGGCAUGAGCAGUCACAGCCCAGUAAUGUUUCUCUGGAAAGACGAUGGAGUCUUGAAGUAGCUAUUGAGAAGGUAAUUGGAAAUGAUAUAGAUGGUGUUGACAUUGGGAACAAUAUGAAUUCUCCAAUUUUGGAAAGAGAAUACAUGCAAGGUGUACUAAUAAGUGAGGUUGUCCUAAAUGAUCGAUUCUCACCACAAUCUAAAAGAGCAGCAAAAAGGAGACAAAGAAAACUUGCAAGGGAAUCAAAGAGGCCAGGUGAGGCAAUUAUUAAGGGUCAUAGGCGUUAUGAUGUAAUGCUUAGUUUGCAGCUUGGGAUCAGAUACUCUGUGGGGAAAAUUACACCGGUACAAAGACGAGAAGUUGGAGCCUCUGAUUUUGGUGCCUGUUCGAGCUUUUGGAUGUAUUUUCCUAAAGAAGGAUCUCAACUGACACCUUCUCAUCAAUCAGAAGAUUUCAAGUGGAAAGAUUAUUGUCCAAUGGUUUUCAGGAAUCUGAGGGAAAUGUUUAAAAUAGAUACUGCUGACUACAUGAUGUCCAUCUGUGGAAAUGCUGCACUUAGAGAACUUUCUUCUCCUGGGAAAAGUGGCAGUGUGUUUUUCCUGUCUCAAGAUGAUCGUUUCAUGAUUAAGACAUUACGAAAGUCAGAAGUUAAGGUUUUGCUGCGGAUGCUUCCAGAUUAUCAUCGUCAUGUCAAGGCAUAUGAGAAUACUCUCAUCACUAAAUUUUUUGGUCUUCACAGGAUAAAGCCUUCAAGUGGACAAAAGUUCUGCUUUGUAGUAAUGGGAAAUAUGUUCUGCACGGAGUUAAGAAUCCACCGACGAUUUGAUCUUAAAGGUUCUUCACUUGGACGAUCUGCAGACAAGGUCGAAAUUGACGAGAACACAAUUCUUAAGGAUCUAGAUUUGAACUACUGUUUUUAUCUGGAGCCUUCUUGGCAGGAAGCUUUACUAAUGCAGAUAGAGAUCGAUAGUAAAUUUUUGGAGGAGCAGCACAUAAUGGAUUACAGCCUCUUGUUAGGCGUUCAUUAUAGAGCACCCCAGCACCUACGAUCUCCCAUCUCGUGCAGUGGACGUACAACAGCAGAAGGAUUUGGAAAUGUUGCAGAAGAUGAGUCUCUGGAGGAUGAAAUAUCACCACAGGGCCUUGUUUUAGUCCCUCGUGGUGCAGAUGAUAAUAAUGUAGUCGUAGGACCUCAUGUCAGAGGCAGCCGAUUGCGAGCAGCAUCUGCUACAGGUGACGAGGAAGUAGAUCUCCUCCUUCCUGGGACUGCAAGACUCCAGAUUCAGCUUGGAGUGAAUAUGCCAGCAAGAGCAGAAUAUAUACCCAGGAAAGAUGAAGCACGGAUGUUUCUCAAAGUAUACGAUGUUGUAUUAUAUCUCGGGAUCAUUGACAUAUUGCAAGAAUACAACCUACGUAAGAAGAUAGAACAUGCAUACAAAUCUAUUCAGUUUGAUUCUAUGUCCAUUUCUGCUGUGGAGCCAACAUUUUAUUCACAGCGGUUCUUACAGUUCAUUCGAAAGGUGUUUCCUGCAAAAUCAGUAGUAAAUUAGAAGAGUGUGUAUAUUGUCGUUUAUACCUCAUCUUUUCCCUUAAACAACUAAUCCCAUGACUUGUUUGUAGUGUCCUCAUGGGUUGACAGAUAUGUAUCUACUAUUUUCAUUUAUUGAGAAUGCACAAAACGGCUUACGAGGGUUUAUAUUGUAUCUAGUGAUUUCCUUUUUUUUUUCUGGAAAAAAGUAAAUGUAAACUCUUCUGGCAACAAUGGAAAAACUUUUCUUUGUUGA